Molecule: messenger RNA, 2228 nt
Organism: Ziziphus jujuba (common jujube)
Lineage: Eukaryota; Viridiplantae; Streptophyta; Magnoliopsida; Rosales; Rhamnaceae
Product: scarecrow-like transcription factor PAT1
Exons: 2
Coding region: 332-1978 (548 amino acids)
Biological process (GO): regulation of DNA-templated transcription
Cellular component (GO): nucleus
Molecular function (GO): sequence-specific DNA binding; DNA-binding transcription factor activity
Source: RefSeq, a predicted model, not a curated record
GAAGGGCUUUUAUUGACUCACUAUUUCAUUUUUAUAGUCACAGGGUUUGGUUCUCUUCGCAGGACACUGCUGAUGUCUGUGUUUUCUCUGUUUUUGAAAGACUCUGGUUUUUGGACCAUUAGUGCUGAAAUUCCACGAACUUUAUAUUCCUCAGUUCAGAUUAUGACGGAUUUAUAGCAUAAUACUACAUUGUAUCUGCAGAGAAAUCAUCUAGACUUUUAGAUAUUACUUGUCUUUUCCAUGUAAGAGAAUCCAAGUUUUCCCAUCAAGAAGGUAUUGUUUAAGCUCUAAAUACAGCUCUCAGGUCUUUUUCUCUAAAAGCAACCAUUCAAUGCAAGCAUCUCAGCAACAAAUAAGAAGUUCAAGGAUGUCAAAUAAAUUGUUCUAUCGUCCGAUUAAAGAAGAAGAAUAUUGCCUGCCUCAGUACCAAACUUUGGAUCAUAAACUGUGCUACAAUGACAGCAGCCAAAGCACCCACUUCUUUCCUCAGAUUUCCCGGGAUUUGUACUGCACUUUGGAGUCAUCCUCAGCAAAUGGAAGCUAUAAUAUUUACAAUUCUCCAUCAACUGUCAGUUUCUCACCCAAUGGAAGUCCAAUGUCACAGCAAGAUUCUCAUUCGUAUCCACCUGAUCAGCUUCAGUCUCCGGAAAAUACCUAUGGCUCUCCGAUAAGUGGCUCCUGCAUAACCGAUGAUAUGAGCGAUUUCAAGUACAAGCUGAAAGAACUAGAAAGUGUAAUGCUGGGUAAUGAUUUUAAUAUCAUUGACAACUAUGACAAUGUUUUUCACAAUGGAACAGGCAAUAUCUUGCAGCAGGAGAUUGAUGACUGGGGACAAAUUGUGCAGUCAAUCUCUAAAAGGGACUUAAAACAGGUUCUCAUAUCCUGUGCUAAAGCUGUAUCUGAUCAUGAUAUUUCACUGUCGAGAGUGUUGAUGAACGAAUUGCGUCGGAUGGUUUCGGUUUCUGGCGAACCAAUUCAAAGACUGGGAGCAUACAUGUUGGAAGGACUUGUUGCUAGACUUUCCUCAUCAGGUAGUAAUAUCUACAAAGCAUUGAGAUGCAAAGAACCUGCCAGUUCUGAAUUGCUCUCUUAUAUGCACAUUCUCUAUGAGCUUUGCCCCUAUUUCAAGUUUGGAUACAUGUCGGCGAAUGGGGCUAUUGCAGAAGCCAUGAAGGAUGAAAACAGAGUUCACAUCAUUGAUUUCCAAAUUGCUCAGGGGAGCCAAUGGAUCACUCUAAUCCAGGCUUUUGCAGCUAGGCCUGGUGGACCACCCCACAUACGCAUAACAGGUAUUGAUGAUUCAGUGUCAGCUUAUGCUCGCGGAGGAGGACUAAAUAUCGUGGGAAAGAAGCUAUCUGCACUAGCAGAGUCGUUCGGGGUGCCAUUCGAGUUCCAUGCUGCAGCCAUGUCUGGUUGUGAUGUUCAGCUUAAGAAUCUUGGUGUUCGACCUGGGGAAGCUUUGGCUGUAAACUUCGCUUUCACACUUCACCAUAUGCCUGAUGAGAGUGUUAGCACUCAAAAUCAUCGGGAUAGAUUGUUGAGGCUGGUUAAGAGCCUGAGUCCAAAAGUGGUGACACUUGUCGAGCAAGAAUCAAAUACGAAUACCGCUGCAUUCUUUCCCAGGUUCCUCGAAACACUAGACUAUUACAUGGCUAUGUUCGAGUCAAUUGAUGUAGCUCUACCACGGAUUCUUAAGGAAAGGAUCAAUGUUGAGCAGCAUUGCUUGGCUAGGGAGGUGGUUAAUAUAAUAGCUUGUGAAGGCAUUGAAAGGGUGGAGCGACAUGAACUUCUUGGGAAAUGGAGGCUGCGCUUCAGAAUGGCCGGUUUUACUCCAUAUCCCUUAAGCUCCUUGGUGAAUGCAACAAUCAAGACACUGCUAGUUAACUAUUGUAGCAAAUAUAGGCUUGAAGAAAGAGAUGGUGCUCUCUAUCUUGGCUGGAUGAACAGAGAUUUGGUUGCUGCUUGUGCAUGGAAGUAGAAACCAUGGAAGCUGCUGAUGUAUGCAUUCCCUAGGAAGUAGGAAAACAAGCUUCGGUUGAGCAUGUAGUUCGUUUCUUUUUUGCAGUUUUCGGUUUGUUUUUUUUUUUUUUGUUUUUUGUUUUUUGUUUUUUUUUUUUUUUGUUUGUUUGUUUGUUUAUUUUACGCUCUGUUUUUACCUUGCUCGCUGCUAAGUAAAGAAAAGCUGUGUACUCUUCACAAAUCAAAGUUAGUCAUUUCGUUUGAAAUCA